CUUCUCGUUCGAUAGUUUUUUCUUUGGGGGAGGUGUACAGGACGAUGGACAUAGAGCAGAAACAGGUAGAGCUCAUCGACUACUUCGUGAAGCAAGCCUCCUCCCUGAAGGGCCCCGCCCUCUCCCCUCUCAUCGCCGAGGCCACCUCCAACCCUAACCUCUUCGCCUUCUCCGAGAUUCUCUCCGUCCCCAGCGUUCUCGAGCUUGAAGGGACCGAGUAUUCUGUAUACCUUGAUGUUCUACGCUUGUUUGCUCAUGGCACAUGGAGUGAUUACAAAAGUAAUGUGGGCCAGCUACCACACUUGGUGCCUGAUCAAGUCCUCAAACUAAAGCAACUUACUGUGCUUACUCUGGCUGAGACAAACAAGGUGCUGCCAUACAAUCAACUAAUGCUGGAGUUAGAUGUUGUAAAUGUACGAGAACUUGAAGAUUUUCUUAUUAAUGAGUGUAUGUAUGCGGGUAUAGUUAGAGGAAAGCUUGAUCAGUUGAGAAGAUGCUUUGAGGUGCAAUUUGCUGCAGGGAGGGAUUUGAGACCCGGACAACUUGGGAAUAUGAUAAAAACACUAUCAGACUGGUUGACUACAUCAGACAAUCUUCUUCAUUCUAUUCAAGAAAAGAUAAAAUGGGCUGAUACUAUGAGUGAGAUGGACAAGAAACACAGAAAGGACGUAGAAGAGAGAGUGGAGGAAGUGAAGAAGUCUCUUUCCCUCAAGAAGUUACACCCUGUAAGCAGGCUGACAUUGACUUCCGAGGGCAUGAGGAGAUCUACUCUGAACCUGGCGGAGUGAUGGACUAUGAAGAAGAUAGAGGAGGCCGACCCAAGAGGAGGCGUCACCCAGUAUAGGUAGAUUGCGAACUUUCUGCAUGGGAUUUUGAUGCAACCAGCCAGAAUGUUUGCAAGGCAUUGCGGAGCGGACGAAGCGACGGGCCUUUUCCUAGACAUUGAAUUUUCAGUUGAUAUUUGGGAAAUCACUGGCUUGUCUCGUUGGGGUUGCUAUUUAUUGAGUGGGCGGAACUUACAUCGUAUUGGAUGGCAAGGGCUGGAAUUUUACAUAGUGGAAUACACCAAAGUCUUUAGGAUUUGUUGCCAUUGAGCUUUUUCAAUGUUUUACUUGGGCCAUUAGCUGCACAUUCCAUGGAACUGUCAUAAUUUGAUUUCUUACUGUUUAUUGGUUCUUAAGUUCUCACAA
This is a messenger RNA of Syzygium oleosum, 1190 nucleotides long. Its product is annotated as COP9 signalosome complex subunit 7. Lineage: Eukaryota; Viridiplantae; Streptophyta; Magnoliopsida; Myrtales; Myrtaceae. Gene Ontology annotation, cellular component: COP9 signalosome. Bases 45 to 788 code for a protein of 247 amino acids. The transcript is spliced from 9 exons. The record is from RefSeq and is a predicted model, not a curated record. Gene Ontology annotation, biological process: COP9 signalosome assembly.